Messenger RNA from Xenia sp. Carnegie-2017, 1785 nucleotides. RefSeq names its product E3 ubiquitin-protein ligase rnf213-alpha-like. The transcript is spliced from 13 exons. Bases 1 to 1785 code for a protein of 594 amino acids. The record is from RefSeq and is a predicted model, not a curated record. Lineage: Eukaryota; Metazoa; Cnidaria; Anthozoa; Malacalcyonacea; Xeniidae.
AUGACAACAGAGACAACUUCGGAUUCAAUUAUCUUACUAUAUUUUAUACAUGGGUGCGAUGGUGGAGCAGGACAUCAAAAAGCUAGCGAUGGUGGAGCAAGACAUGAAAAAGCUAGCGAUGGUGGAGCAAGACAUGAAAAAGCUAGCGAUGGUGGAGCAGGACAUCAAAAAGCUAGCAAUGGUGGAGGAAGGCAUGAAAAAACUAGCGAUAGUGGAGCAGACUCAAAUCAUGAAAAGACUGAUCAAACCCUUUUGCAAAUGUCGGUUGGAAACGAUCCUUUACAUCAGGAUGGUUAUUUCUACCAGAAGAAAGACUUACAGCCAGACAACAGGAGAAAGUCCAACAAAAAAGACAGACAGAAGAAAAACACAGAAAUCACUCAAGCAGAAGAGAAAAUGAUGACUGUUGUUUUUAUUGCAAUGUUGUCGAAGAAUUUUCAGAAAGAUUAUAACGAGGAGACAAAGAUUGUUAUUCUAGGACAAGCACCAAUUUUCAGUAAAUGGGAUGAAGGAUUUGGAGAGCCUGUUACAGUAGAAAGAAAUGAACAAAAGCAAAUUUUUCUUCGUUGUGAACUUAAAGUUCCUUUAAAAUUCUGUAAUUAUAAAUGUGCCUACAAAUAUGUCUUGGUCAAAAGCAAGAACAAAGAGAAGAGCUUGAUGUAUGAAUGUUUAGUGGAGGUGGAGUCCAAUAUUGCUUUGAACUACGGUUAUAUCGAUCGGUGCCUUGAUAUUCCCAAUGAAUAUGCUGUACAAAACAAAAUAUUCUACAAAUACGAUGGAUUUGUGUACAAAAACCUUGGAAGAGACAUUUUCGUCCGUCACGAACAUACUAUUAAAGACAGGGAACAAUUUUUUCAACUGCACUUUCCGCUUUGGAAAGGAUUUUUUGAUGUUUCUUAUGAUGAUAAACUGAAAGCGGUCGAAUCUUUGGAAAGACUUCAUCUUUUGCAUCUAAGUCAGGGUGUUCCCGAAAUUCUUACGUCUUAUGAAGGAUAUUCGUCGUAUAAAAAAGUGGAUUUGCGGAAACUGGAUCUUGGAAAGAUUUAUGUUCAAAUAUUGAUGCAGAAAAUAAAAAACAAUCUUAGGAUUAUGGAAAGUAAAGAUGGCCUACAGAAUAAAGUUGAUGGGCUGAUUUCCAGUACUGUUAUUGUUUACGUAUUUGUGAAGUACAAUGUCCAACUUAGUCAUGACGACGUCGUAAUGGUGUUCAAAUGUCUCAAGAUUCCACCUGAUAAAAAUUUAUGCGAUAAACUGACUGAAAGCAUUCGUAAUUUUAAGGAAAUAAUGUCGAGCUCCUUCAUCGACAAUUUUAUCAAGUUUUACGAAAAACAAAUGACAGUGAUACCUUUGGUUCUCUGGCUUAAUGCGCUGCCUUUGGUGCACUUUUUACGAGGAGACUGCAAACCGUUUGAACAUGUAGAUUCUACGAAAGCCCUAGAUAUUUCAAGCUGGAAAUGGUGGGGGAUGAAAGACUUUCCAUGCCGAAAUUUACAGGGUUUUGCAGAAAGAGAGGCAUUGGAAGUUUUGGAAAAUUUGAAGAAAAUUUUUGAAAUGGAUCCUUUGAUCAAACGUUUAUUUCUUUUGCUCUGUCCUCUGGAAAUAUACCAUGAACUUUUAAAAACUGGAUUGUUUACUUUCCUGGAGUUAUGUUUCACAAUGCGAAAGCUUAUUUCUGAUCGAUCUCUUUCAUCUGGAAACAUAAUCGAGAUUCUUGUCAAUUUUUUGGAAGAAAUGAACAAAACCUUAAUUCAUGUGUGCAAUCUUCAUAAACAAGAUACAUCAUAG